Molecule: messenger RNA, 714 nt
Organism: Sphenostylis stenocarpa
Lineage: Eukaryota; Viridiplantae; Streptophyta; Magnoliopsida; Fabales; Fabaceae
Source: the annotation of a GenBank genome assembly
AUGAAGUAUCCGGCAGCUGUCAUUCCUGAAGGAAUCAGCAAACAUGUGCACAGGAGCAGAUAUUUUAUUGCUGGGGGAAUAGCAGGAGCUACUUCUCGUACAUCAACUGCUCCUCUUGAUCGUCUAAAGGUAGUCUUACAAGUUCAGACUGGACGAGCUCCUAUUAUGCCGGCAGUGAUGAAGAUAUGGCAACGAGAUGGUUUAUUAGGGUUUUUCCGUGGUAAUGGAUUGAAUGUUGUCAAGGUAGCUCCAGAGAGUGCCAUCAAGUUUUAUGCUUAUGAAGUGCUGAAAAAUGUAAUUGGAGAUGCUCAACAGGGCAAGUCAGAUAUCGGUACUGCAGGAAGACUUUUUGCAGGUGGCAUGGCUGGUGCAGUUGCGCAGAUUGCUAUCUACCCAAUGGAUCUUGUCAAAACUAGGUUACAGACUUGUGCUCCUGAUGGUGGAAGGGUUCCUAAACUUGGUACACUUACAAAGGAUAUAUGGGUCCAUGAGGGACCUCGGGCUUUCUAUAGAGGGCUUGUUCCAUCCCUUCUGGGUAUGAUUCCUUAUGCAGGGAUUGAUCUUACUGCAUAUGACACCUUGGAAAAACUUUCCUCAACAAUUGCAAUUUCAGUUGGUGGUUUACGACUUUUGAGUUUCGAGAUUUUGACCCUUCCAACCCCACUUAACCGCUAUGCAGAUCUAAGUCCAAAGUUAGCAUCUUUCCGUCCUUAA